CAAAUAAACGGUCUUAACAAACACUAGUUGUUUAAGCCAACAAAACUACCAAACGACCAAUAAAAUCUUAUUCAAAUCAAUCAAAAAUAUCAACCUUAAAUAUGUUCUCCUCAAAAACUGUAGUCAUUGCUUUCGCAGUCAUUGCCAUCAGCUGUUGUCUAAUUGAAGUCAGUCAGGCUUUACCUUCCAUUGGACAUUACGGCAAACGUUUUGACUCCAUGUCCGGCAUUGAUUUUAUACAAAUCUGUUUGAAUAACUGUGCCCAAUGUAAGAAAAUGUUUGGCGAUUACUUCCAAGGUCAAGCCUGUGGUGAAUCCUGUCUGAAAUACAAAGGCAAAGCUAUACCCGAUUGUGAAGAUAUUAACUCCAUUUCUCCUUUCAUAAAUCCUUUGGAAUAAAGAGAUGAGAAAGAAACAAGGUUGAUUUGUUGAUAUGAUAAAAUGUGAUAAUAACCAAAUACCCAUGAUUAUGAUGAUGAUACUUAAAAAAAAUUAACUACCAAUAACAGAAAUUAAGGUCAAUGUAAUUUCUUUAAUAUGUAUACGAAAACAAAAGUAACCCAAAACUUUGUUAACUUUUUUUUCGGUACCAAAGUUAACAAGUUUAUUAUUAUGUUUUCCUUAAUUUUAAUUGAGUUAAGCUGUGAUUUUGUUUUGUAUUUUUUUCCUCAUUUUAUUAUUUAUUUUAUUUAAUUUAUUUGUAAUAUUAGUUUUUAAAGUUUUAUUUAGCAUAUAUUCAGGCUUAUAGUUUUAAUUUAAGUGGUUUAUAUGUUAAACCGUAAAUACUUGAAUGGCUGGACAUUUUUUAACAAAAAUUUAAAUAUUGUAUAUUUUUUAAUAUAACAAUAGUAUGGAUUUUUGUAUUUAAUGUUUAGUUUAUCAUGUAUUUGUUCGUAUACAUAUUAGUUUUAAUACAAAUAUGCCAAAUAAUAGUUCCUAAUCUAGUGUAGUCGAUAACCUUUAAUUAUUGUGUAAAAAAUGUACAUUUUUUAAAACAAUAAUAAAAUAUUCCUUAAAGCAUAAAAA
Lucilia sericata (common green bottle fly) is the source of this 1025-nucleotide messenger RNA. RefSeq names its product eclosion hormone. Gene Ontology annotation, biological process: ecdysis, chitin-based cuticle; neuropeptide signaling pathway. Gene Ontology annotation, molecular function: ecdysis-triggering hormone activity. Lineage: Eukaryota; Metazoa; Arthropoda; Insecta; Diptera; Calliphoridae. The record is from RefSeq and is a predicted model, not a curated record. The coding region runs from base 102 to 398 and encodes 98 amino acids. The transcript has 3 exons.